AUGAACUAUCAUAUGAAAUGUAAUGAAUACUCUAUCGAUAAGACUGAGAAGAACACUAAUAUUCCUAAAAGCAAUCCAAUCAGUUCAUUAACAGUUCCCUACAUUGACGAUGAUGCUAAUGAAUUGCAUGAUUUGUUUCGAUAUUUCCUUAUCAAAUACAAUGGUGGACCAAUAGGUCAACAACGCAGAAAGCGUCGUCGUCUAGCAAAUUGA
Molecule: messenger RNA, 213 nt
Organism: Dracunculus medinensis (Guinea worm)
Lineage: Eukaryota; Metazoa; Nematoda; Chromadorea; Rhabditida; Dracunculidae
Source: the annotation of a GenBank genome assembly